AUGGCGCCGCUGCAGGCACUCCCGGUCACGGGGGCGCGGCGGCACAGGAGCAGCAAGUCUGGCGGCGGGCACGGCGGCGAUGACUCCGGCGACUGCGGGUGGAUCUGCAGGGGCUCGCUGACUGUGGUGGCGGCCGCCAUGCUGGCCACGCUGGUCACGUUCACCUGCAUCAAUGCGUACAUGCACGGCCUCGCGCCCCCGCCCUCCGCCGCCGACGCGCUGCCCGGCGGCGCCCGCGGCGCCCGCGGCGCGGCCAGCACGCGCGCGCUGGCAAUGGUCCCGCCCGGCGGCGUCGUGACCAUCGGCGGCGGCGGCGGCGGCAGCGGCAUCGCGGCGCCAAAGGCGGCGCGGCAGCCGUUCAAGCACCCGUUCCCAGACCAGGCGUACCGCAUCUUUUCGAUCCCGCCCCACGACGACUCGCCGCGCUGCAGCCAGAGCAAGAUAUGCGACGGCGAUCACAGCUGCGGCCCUGAUGGGCUGGGGUGCAUGACGGACGCGCACCAGCGGAAGAUGAAAGUGCGGGAGGCAAUCCGCUGGAGCUGGCAGGGGUACAGGAAGUACGCCUGGGGCGACGACGAGGUCAACGUGCUGGGCCGCACCCCCAUGGCCUGGUUCAGGCUGGGGCUGACCAUCGUGGACGGCAUCGACACGCUCAUGAUCGCGGGGCUGGAAGAGGAGUAUCAGGAGGCGCGGCACUGGAUCGCCAAUCACCUGCAUUUCCCGGACCAGUCCAUAGUCCAGGAGCAGCAGCAGCAGCAGCAGCAGCAGCAGCAGCAGCGGCGGCAGCGGCAGCAGCGGCAGCAGCGGCAGCCGCAACAGCAGCAGCGGCAGCAGCAGCAGCAGCAGCAGCGGCAGCGUCAACAGCAGCAGCGGCAGCAGCAGCAGCAGCAGCAGGGCCAGCAGCAGCGCAGGUAG
Molecule: messenger RNA, 915 nt
Organism: Monoraphidium neglectum
Lineage: Eukaryota; Viridiplantae; Chlorophyta; Chlorophyceae; Sphaeropleales; Selenastraceae
Product: mannosyl-oligosaccharidealpha-1,2-mannosidase
Exons: 4
Coding region: 1-915 (304 amino acids)
Biological process (GO): carbohydrate metabolic process; N-glycan processing
Cellular component (GO): endosome; endoplasmic reticulum; membrane
Molecular function (GO): mannosyl-oligosaccharide 1,2-alpha-mannosidase activity; calcium ion binding
Source: RefSeq, a predicted model, not a curated record